CUGCAUAGCUCAAAACUCUGUGACACACACCAGACCAAGUGACAAUGAAAACCCUCCUGUUCUUGCUUCUCGGUCUUGUCACCUUCAUCAGCAAUGCUAACACUCUCCCAGACAGUCCUCAAUCUAAAUCUUCAAUUCCUCAAUUGACCCAACAGAAAAGGCCUGAUAAUGAAACCAUAUACAGGGUGUCAAAGCAACUAUGCUGGGGUUGCAUGGCGGAGUCAUUAGAGUUCUUGUUCAGGCACAACUUGGUGAGAGCAACCAAGUGGGAGCUUCCACUGAUGUGGGACUUCCAGCUGGAGCAGUACGCGAGGUGGUGGGCUAGUCAAAGGCAAGCAGAUUGUAAACUGGAACAUUCUUUCCCAGAAAAUGAUUUCAAGCUUGGAGAGAACAUUUUCUGGGGUAGUGGCUCGGCGUGGACACCGUCUGAUGCUGUGAGAGUGUGGGCUGAUGAAGAGAAGUACUACACCUAUGCCACCAAUUCCUGUGUACCGGGUCAGAUGUGUGGCCAUUACACUCAGAUAGUGUGGAAGAGCACCAGAAGAAUUGGAUGUGCCCGUGUUGUAUGCGACGAUGGAGAUGUCUUCAUGACUUGUAAUUAUGAUCCCGUCGGCAAUUAUGUUGGAGAGCGACCCUAUUAAAUUAUAUAAAGUAUGUGUGCAUGAUUAUGCAUGUAGCUAGAAUGAAAAAACAGUAUUAGAUUAUGUAAUUGCUGAACUGCUUGCUAUUGUGAA
Messenger RNA from Vigna angularis (adzuki bean), 734 nucleotides. Its product is annotated as pathogenesis-related protein PR-1. The record is from RefSeq and is a predicted model, not a curated record. Lineage: Eukaryota; Viridiplantae; Streptophyta; Magnoliopsida; Fabales; Fabaceae. Gene Ontology annotation, cellular component: extracellular region. The transcript has a single exon. The coding region runs from base 45 to 641 and encodes 198 amino acids.